GUUGCCCGGCAACAACGGCGGCGGCGGGACCGGCGGUCGCCAUGUCGGUGCGGACGCUGCCGCUGCUGUUCCUCAACCUGGGCGGGGAGAUGCUGUACAUCCUGGACCAGCGCCUCCGGGCCCAGAGCAUCCCGGGCGAGAAAGCCCGCAAAGGUAAGCAUUCAUGUCAGUCCUCACAGGUGUCAGUGUCCAAAUUCUCAGUGUGGAACAAAUCCUGUGCUGUUUCUGAAGCAAAAACCCAGAGGCUCUUUGUCUUUGCAGUUAUGAAUGACAUCAUCACAACUAUGUUCAAUAAAAAGUUCAUGGAAGAGCUGUUUAAACCGCAGGAACUCUAUUCCAAGAAGGCGCUACGAACAGUGUACGACCGCCUGGCUCAUGCUUCAAUCAUGAGACUGAACCAGGCAAGCAUGGACAAGCUGUAUGACCUGAUGACAAUGGCUUUCAAAUACCAAGUGCUGCUGUGCCCCCGGCCCAGGGACAUUCUGCUGGUCACCUUCAAUCACCUGGAUGCCAUCAAGGAUUUCAUAUAUGAUUCCCCUGGGAUUAUGAAUCAGGUGGAUGAAACUUUCCGACAGCUGAUUGAUACAUACAGCUGCCUCUCUGAUGGAGAAUUUCAGCUCAUCAGGCAAACGCUCCUCAUUUUUUUUCAGGACAUGCACAUACGGGUUUCUAUCUUUCUGAAGGAUAAAGUGCAAAACUCUAAUGGUCGCUUCGUGCUGCCAAUAUCAGGCCCUGUUCCUUGGGGCACAGAAGUUCCAGGACUCAUCAGGAUGUUUAAUCAUGAGGGAGAUGAAGUUAAAAGAACUGAGUUCACCACUCCUGGAAAUUAUGUUACUCCACAAAGGGAAGGAUCUUUUGGUCUUUAUGGAGACAGAGUCCUCAAACUCGGAACAAAUAUGUACAGCAUUAGUCGGCCAGUAGAGACACACAUGUCAGGAUCAUCCAAAAACUUGACAUCCCAUGCAAAGGAGAAUAUAGUCCCUAACCCUCUUGCUAAAGAAGAACUGAACUUCCUGGCCAGGCUGCUGGGAGGUCUGGAGAUCAAGAAUCCCAGUGGCAGUGACACAGGAUUUCGACUGAAUUUGUUCACAACCGACGAGGAGGAAGAACACGCUGCACUGACUAGACCUGAAGAGUUAUCAUACAAGGUUAUCAACAUAGAAGCCACACAGGAGCCGGGCCGGCGGGAGGAGCUCUCCUGCAUCCUGGGGGAGCUGGAGGUGGAGGAGCCGCGCCCGGCGAGCUCCGAGAAGGGCGAAGACCUCCUGGCGCUGAUGGAUGCGCUCUGA
Molecule: messenger RNA, 1289 nt
Organism: Pezoporus flaviventris
Lineage: Eukaryota; Metazoa; Chordata; Aves; Psittaciformes; Psittacidae
Gene: OSCP1
Product: organic solute carrier partner 1
Exons: 10
Coding region: 42-1289 (415 amino acids)
Biological process (GO): transport
Cellular component (GO): plasma membrane; cytoplasm
Source: RefSeq, a predicted model, not a curated record